Molecule: messenger RNA, 1905 nt
Organism: Exophiala viscosa
Lineage: Eukaryota; Fungi; Ascomycota; Eurotiomycetes; Chaetothyriales; Herpotrichiellaceae
Exons: 5
Coding region: 1-1905 (634 amino acids)
Source: RefSeq, a predicted model, not a curated record
AUGGAUACCCAGCUAGAUUCAGGAGAAGUGCCUUUGGAGAGCUUCCCAUAUCCACAGAACGAUGAGUUUUAUGCUCGCGAGAUCUAUACUCAACUCGAUGGUAUGCAGGAUGAGAUCAGACUGGUCCGGGUGCUUCCUGGAAACCCCGAAGCUCCUAUUCUCUGUGAACUCGUGCAAAACCUCAGUCUUCGAUCCCUCCAACACGAACGACCAGAGCUCACGAACGAUAUCCGGUUUGAAAACUUCGGAAGAGAAGUUUUCCGCUCAAGGGGAAAGAAUCCUGACGGGACAGAAGUGUAUUUGGCCGAUUUAGGUCACGAGGAUUGCCUCCAGCAAGGUUACUCGGAAAAUAAAGCAAUAUCACCUUUGGGAGACGAGUAUUACGCUUUGUCCUAUGCCGCAGGCGAUCUCCAGAACAUCGAGCCCAUUACUCUUGCUGGAGUGGUCUUCAACAUCUACAGCAGUAUUGCAUAUGCAAUCAGGCGGCUGCGCUCGCAGUCCACUACUUUGCAGAUUUGGAUUGAUCAAAGGCUUGGCACCCCCACAUCAGGAUUUGCACCGUCCGCGAAAGCUUUCAAUUUCUCAGUUCUGAAUCACAUCACCACUCAGCACAGAAACACAAUCCGGGACACAUCACUACUGAAAGAAAACAUGGCAGACGAGAAUCCGCAGGAUCCUGCGGAAUACACCGCACUCAUGAUCGUUCCCCCAGUCGUCACUCAGCCAGUCACUCAGCCACCGGCGGUUGAACCUAAGUGGCCCGAGCGGCUCACUUUAUCUCCAUACAUCCUAAAGAAGAUCCACCUCGUCCUUAUCGUGUUGCCACCCAUCCUUACCGCCUUCUUCUUGACUUUCAGUCAUGAGAAUAUCUGUCGUGCUGAAGCUGGCACACUGAUCUCCACCGCGAUUUUAUCGGGUGCAGUGGCCCACAUUUUCAAUUGGGGAUUUGCAUCGCUGGUCGAGGAACAUGUUCAAGAUCCGUUGAAAAUGGAAGUCACGAAAAGAAUCGUCAAUAGAUGGAGGCUAUUUUCUUUCACCUUUGUACGAGAUCACGUGUACUCCACCCUUGGUCUUCUCGGCAAGGAUUAUGGAAUUCAACCCGACUAUAGCAGAACCACUUCCGUGAAGAAUGUCUUUGUAGUAGCAGCGAGAGCAAUCAUCGAGCACGAAAGAUGUCUAGACUUAUUCGCCACUCGUCCGGAUCAGCAGAAGCACAAGAGCCGCUUUCGCCUGCCAUGGUGGGUACCUGAAUUUUCCACGGAACGGGAUUAUAGCACUUUUCUUCUCUGUCAUGCCAGUGCAGAGCAAAAAUACACACCAGAUCCUCGCUUGGACUUUGCCGCUGAUACUGCUGGGACUCCAUCGGCCAUUUUGAUGUGCUCUGGCAGGAUCUUGAGCUCUCUCGUGGACUCUCCGGAAGCCCUUGGCGAGGUUGGGGCAGCUUCAGGUGAAGCAUCACUUCGUACUCUCCUAGCGAAUUGGAGGUACUGCAUGUCUCACGCCAGCAUCAAUAACGUCUAUCGACCAACUCAGGAAGUCGCUGACAUGGCUCUCAAAUCAGCGAUGACCAUGGGUAUCUUGGGAGUCGGAGCGACUGGAGACCAACACCCGACUUACAUUGCUGCAAUACAACAAGCAACGCAAUGGAAAACAUGGAGAUUCUUUGUCUCUCCCAGUGGAUACAUAGGCUUUGCGCCAGCUUAUGUGAGGUCUGAUGAUUUAUUAGUCCUGCUUGUGAACUGUCCCGUAGUCUUGGCCGUCAGAAAGAUGAGUACGGGGCCAAAUCACAGCUACCGGUUGCUUGGAGCGGUAUACCUGCAUGGUUUCGACAUUGACAGGGACUUUCAAGACAAACUCAGGGAUCCGGCUGAGAUGUCUGCUUUACAAACAAUUAGACUUAUCUAG